This is a messenger RNA of Trachymyrmex septentrionalis, 1643 nucleotides long. RefSeq lists its product as uncharacterized. The coding region runs from base 1044 to 1643 and encodes 199 amino acids. The record is from RefSeq and is a predicted model, not a curated record. The transcript has 4 exons. NCBI's taxonomy places the organism in Eukaryota, Metazoa, Arthropoda, Insecta, Hymenoptera, Formicidae.
AAAAAGUAGAGAAGAGCAGCGGGAGUAGAAAGGCCGUUACUCUCGCGAUCGCCGUCGGUAAAAGCGAUGAUUGUGUCUUCAUGUUAUACCCGAAGGAACGGAGUAAUACGUUCUGAGAAGAAGGAACGUGAAGUAUAGGGUGCAUAAAUCAGGACUCGUGCAGAAAUGAAGAUUCUGUCCGAGAAGAGGAAUAACGGCAGCGAGAGUGCAAAAUUUUACGUGACGUAAAGCUAUUUCGCUCAAUGACGCGGAAAAAGUGUGUCUGAUAAACAACGACCGGCCGUUAUCUCUUUUAUUCUAAAUCCAUUCUAUUUCCAUAUCUGUCGUCAAUGGUAAUAUAACGGAGUAUGUCAAGCACCAAUUCGUGUCGAGCAUCAACCAGAGCGGAGACGCGUGAUCGUGCUUAAUUAAUUAAUUUCGCUGCCUCGCGAGCUCAGUCCUAUCGUCUCGCACUCGACCAUGACCCAGAAUCCGCAAGAUUAAUUACUCUCGCGAGCCCAAUAAAAACGCUUCACUCUUUUCUAUUUUCAAUCAAUGGCACAAAUCUUGAUAUCUUCUCUACCUUUGAUUCUCAAAAUUAAUAUCGCUAUCGAAUCUUCAUCCCUCGGCAAUCCAUUCGCAUGUCAAUAUCCUUCGCUCCUAUUACACAGACUUGAUUUAAUGAAAUUCUUUAAAUCAUUCUUUUGAGAACUUUAAUUGAAUUGCACAUAAAUAUUAUGCGUGUAUAAAUCACGCAGCAGCGUAUUCUUGUAAUUUCCUUCGAGCUAUUAUCCGUCGGGCGGCAAUGUUCGGAUUGCAAUGAUAUGAAAAUACCGAGCUAUUAGAUGCGGCGGGAUAAAACGACGGUGGUAUCGAGAGUUUCGUUCGAUUGCGUAGAUAUUCAACGGCAGUGACGUAUUGUUGGGCGCCCGUAUUCGGACGGAAAAAAAAGAGAGGAAAAAAAGGAAACGAGCGUAGCGAAUAAAAGCGGAGAGGAGGUACAGCGGAGGUAUGUUGGAGAAGAUGAUGUCGAGACGGAUAACUGAUUGAAACGUGAGGAAAAAAUGACGACUAUCGAGGCCUUUAGUGAAAUGAGUGCGGUACGUCGGGCGGUAUGGUUCAGCGCCGUGUUAUUCGCAGCAACUCCCUUGGCCUAUACUCAAGUAACAUGGACGCCAAUCUACGUAGGAGGAUACAGUCAAGUUGAUCUCUGGACCCAAAGCACCACCGGCUGCGCCUGUACCUUCAAUGCAUCCAGCAACGAUUGCGCGUGUUGCGUACCAUCGGGUGGCUGCAGCUGCGGCGCAGCUUCGCCCGAUAGAUGCGCUCAAUGCGGACUGGAACAGCAUUGCGCAAAUAUGUGCAACAUAACGUUGGACAGCAGGCAGCUGUUCAGCAAAUCGGAUCGUGGCUUCGGGCAAAUAAAGUCGCCGUAUCUUCAAGGGCCCUCGAGGUGUACAUACAGAUUCGUGCCGGAUACUGGACAGCGGGUCGAGCUACAGAUAUAUCGACUGGUGUCCAUCGGUCGACACAACGGCACCGCGUGCGAGGGCGGCUGGCUUCAACUCGAGGGCAGUGCUCGCGUUUGCGGUCGGAACCAACGCUUCGACCGACCAGUCGUUCUCUUCUCGGACAAGCCGGUCGCAACUCUACAUAUGCAGUGA